GUGUAGUACAUCAAGUAAUAUUCACUAGAACAAACAUGCUAGACUGAAAGAUGUGUAUCUUUUAAAACUGUGGUGCUUUUUUGUUUUUGUUUGGCGUAAAUGGCCAGAAAAAUCAAACUUUUCUAACUUCAUGCUCACUCACUAUAUGUCUGAGUCAUUGCUGAAAUUAAUGGCUAAACCGGCGAGUCACGCCUCUUGUUCACAAUUUCAAGAUUAUGUCAGUCAGCAGGAGUAACGCAAGAAGGACAAAUCAUUCUCACAGAUGGAGCUGCCACCUCGCCCACAACUGUUUGACUUCAAUGGAGUCUCCAUGACCAACAUCUUCACUGACAAUUGGGACAAUGUACAGAACUUCAAAGCAAGACCGGAUGAUAUUCUUAUCGCAACUUACCCUAAAGCAGGAACCACAUGGGUCUCUUACAUCCUAGAUCUUCUGUAUUUUGGGAACAUGAGUCCAGACCGUCAGACAUCCAUCUCUGUUCAUGACAGAGUUCCCUUCCUGGAGAUCUGCGCACCUCCUCUACCUUCAGGUGCAGACCUGGCAGACAAACUUCCCACCACUCCUCGUCUCAUUAAAACUCAUCUACCAGUCCAGUUUGUACCAAAGUCCUUCUGGGAGCAGCGCUGCAAGGUAGUCUAUGUGGCCCGCAAUGCAAAGGACAAUGCAGUGUCCUAUUUCCACUUUGACCGCAUGAACCUUAUCCAGCCAGAACCAGGAGACUGGGGCAGCUAUCUGCAGGGUUUCAUGGAGGGAAACAGGGUUUUUGGAUCCUGGUAUGACCAUGUGAACGGCUGGUGGGAGAAGAAGCAAAGUUAUUCAAAUCUCCACUACAUGUUCUAUGAAGAUUUGAUUGAGGACUCUGAGCAAGAAAUAGACCGACUGUGUUCCUUCCUUGGUUUGUCUCCAUCACCUGAAGAGAAGGAAAGAGUCAGAGCCAGUGUGACGUUUGACAGCAUGAAACAAAACAAGAUGACCAACUAUACUUCAGUUCCAGUGAUGAACCACAAGGUGUCUCCUUUCAUGAGAAAAGGGAAAGUUGGUGACUGGAAGAACCACUUCACUGUGGCCCAGAAUGAGCAGUUUGAUGAAGACUACAAGAAGAAGAUGAAGAAUCCUGAUUUGAAGUUUCGCUGUGAAAUUCAAAGAGCGGGCUAGAGCUGAGAAGUGAUAUGCAAUUAAAUAGUUAAGAAUAAAUCAAAUAUUAAGCCUGAACAACUGAAU
Pundamilia nyererei is the source of this 1222-nucleotide messenger RNA. RefSeq names its product cytosolic sulfotransferase 3-like. Bases 263 to 1156 code for a protein of 297 amino acids. Lineage: Eukaryota; Metazoa; Chordata; Actinopteri; Cichliformes; Cichlidae. The transcript has 8 exons. The record is from RefSeq and is a predicted model, not a curated record. Gene Ontology annotation, molecular function: sulfotransferase activity.